Messenger RNA from Drosophila hydei, 1214 nucleotides. RefSeq lists its product as uncharacterized. Bases 163 to 942 code for a protein of 259 amino acids. NCBI's taxonomy places the organism in Eukaryota, Metazoa, Arthropoda, Insecta, Diptera, Drosophilidae. The transcript has 3 exons. The record is from RefSeq and is a predicted model, not a curated record.
AAAAACAUUAGCCAACACUAAAAAGAUCAUAGGGAAAACACAACAGAGUUAACAAAACGGCUGGAAAAAUUAUUUAUAAACAUAAAGAAGAAUUUAACAAAAGUUUAAUGAUAAGUCGGAGACACGCAUGAAUUGCAAAAGAUAUGAAUUAAGAUAAUUCCGAUGCUAAUGAUACAACGAUAUAUUGAGGAAAACAGCUGUGAUCAUUACAACGACAGCAUUUGCGUUCCUUCCCGCAAAUCCACUUUCGCAAGAUCUAUUAGGAUGAGUCUUCGCACGCGUGUGCUUGUGUUCUCUACAUUCUUUGGCAGUUGUCUGGCCAUCGGAUUACUAUUGACCAGUAUGACAACCAAUCACUGGGUGCGUGCCUAUCCGCGGCGCACAAAUUCCACAGAAGCCAAGGGAGACGUCAACUUUGGUUUGUUUUAUGGCAAUCAGAACUUGAAUCCUGGUUUUGGGGUACGGAACAAUCAGGUUAAUGUUUACUCCUUUAUUCGCUCCGAACAUGGUGAAACUAGUUUCUGGCUAUGGUUGCUCACAACACUUGGCACUGGAUUUGGACUGUUGGCAAGCGCCAUAUCAGCGAUAGCCGCUGUGCUGAAGGCAGCGGCAUCAGAAAAGAAAGGCAUUAACAUGAUGCUCCUGUUAGCUUCCAACGUUUCAUCGGCUUGUGCACAGGUUAUUGCGUUCUUAUCUUGGCUGAUUCAAUUCUAUCAGUAUCUCAUUCACAAUGUUCUUCUAACUGAGCACCAAAAACAACACUGGUACAGCACAGGAUUGGCUAAUUUGGGCUACAGCUUCUAUUUAGUUGUUAUUUCUACAAUUGUGGUAUUGAUAAAUAUAACAGUUCUGAUUUAUGCUAGACGACGUGAGCUUCGCGAACGUCAUCGCUCGGAUCCGCUUAACAAAGACAAGAAUCAAGCGGCCAUAAUGCUUUACUAGCCAGAAAGCUGCAGGAAGUAUAAUCCAAAUAUAACCUCAAAUGGAAAUGUUCGAUCAAGCGAUGCGGCAACGCGCACCACAUAAUCUCAGCGGCUCAAUUGUUUGUGCCUUACUUAAAGAUGCCCUUGCAUGCCACAAUAUAUAUUUCAUAUAUAUUGUAUAUAUAUUUAUCGUAGUCUUUAAGGCGAUAUACAUGUGUUAAGGCUGAUAAGCAUUUUGAUUGCAAAACAGUCUUGAUGAAACAAACGAGCUGUACAACUUAAACAUAUACA